Molecule: messenger RNA, 5653 nt
Organism: Chara braunii
Lineage: Eukaryota; Viridiplantae; Streptophyta; Charophyceae; Charales; Characeae
Source: the annotation of a GenBank genome assembly
UCUGCGAGUCUUCAAGGGUCUCCAUGCUGUCAAACAGUCUCUAAUGCAUGACAGCCAAUGGUGCAAUCUUAUUGGAACACUGGGAACAAAACAUGGAAUCAUGACUACUUCCAAAGUAAGGCCUUCCUCAAGUGGAGGCCCACGUGGUGGUCAGCAAGUGGUUGGAAGCACACCGUAUCUCGCUUCAGGUCCCUGCUCAUACCCCCUCUUCCCUGGGCACUGUACUCCAGUUCUUCUGCUUCUUUUUCCGGAAGACUUUGCUGAGACUAUGGCGCAAAUGCAGGGGCACCAUGGAGGUAGUGGCGGAUCGAGGAGUGAUGCUCCCGGGGCAGACGCCUUGGGGUCUUACGUGGCAGCAGGCAUCUCAGCAUCCCUCUUCAGUGCUAGCCUCGAGGACAGGCUGCAGAUGCUGCUUGCGCAGCGGGGACUAGGCCAACAAAAGCUCAAUGGAAGCAUGGGGCUAGGUGGACUGUCGGGAGGGAUGAGCGGAGUACCUGUACCAGAGGUUAAGGUCCUGGCAUCUGCAACUCGUCUAGCUGCACCUCUUAGUGUUGUGUCAAGGAAGAAGCUGUUGUCAUCUCUUGACGCACAAGCACGGUUUCUGUUGAAGAAAACUCGUGCUGGGAUGGACAUAGCAGGCACAGGAGUUGGGGGGCUAGUGAGCUCCAGGAGUGGAGGGCUAGGCCUUGGGGCCUCUGGGCCUGGUGCAGCAGGGACUGGUACUUCCACGGCUGGUGGAAUCGGAAGUGGUGGUGUUGGAGGAGGUGGGGUAUUGUUCACACUUGACCCUUCUAGGGCUGUUCUGUUGAUUGACCGGACUGCAAGCAGACGGCUUGGCGCCCUGGAUGAUGUGAUUGACCUACUGCGUACGGGCCAAUUUUCUUUAAUGAAGACUUGGGAGAAGGGUGUGGAAGAGGGCAAUGCCUCUGGCGAGGAUGUCCAAGCCACUUGGGAUUUCAUUCAGAAGCAGGUGGAUUCUCUUAGAGGAAAGGGUGGAGGAGGGGGUGCCUCAACUGGCAGUGUCUCGAGUUUGACGAGCAGCAACAACAAGACUACAUCGGCUGCCACGGAAUCCCAGGGCCAAUCUUUGCAACUUCCUACAUUGAAAACGUGGAUUCAGAUGUGCCAAGUGCUCUCAGCUUCUCUGGUAGAAGCUGCCACCAAAGAAGAUGAGCUGAUAUACACAGAGGCUGUGAAGGAUGUGUUGAGAUCCAAGGUGGGUGCUACGUCGCAGGGAAAGCGAAGAACUGCAAUGGGUAAGGCAUCCCCAUCAGGGCCUGAGUUGGGACUUACAUGGCUUCCAACGGAGUCGGAACUUGACCUGAGGUUCUCAGCAAUGCGCUGUAAACAGCUCCUGCCCUCAGCUAUGGAAGUGUACCUGCAAGGAUUACCUGCUCGCUACCCUACACGAAUACACUUGGAGAGGGUAAGCAUGGCGAAGAGUGCAUUCUUGGCCAUGGGAAGAGGAGUUGCAGUGCCUUCUUUCCUCAGAGAUCUAGAGGAGGAGUGUGAGAAAGUCUGGAGAAGUGGUCGGCGACGCUGUGAUGCGGUGAGUCUGACUGGACAUCCGUGCAUGCACGGUGUGCAUGCUGCAAUUGGGAGCAGAAGGAAUGGGGUGCAGCAGGAAGGGGCUGACGAAGAAACAAAAUGGGAUGAGAAAAAACAUUGCAGUGGAGUUGUUUUCCUCCAUGCUUGUGCUUGUGGGCGUUCACGACGGUUGCGCGAGGACCCUUUUGAUUAUGCCAGUGCCAAUUCAGAGUUUUACGAAUUCAAAGGGUGUGAGGGUAAACUGCAGGUAGCAAACUUGCCGUCACGACGUCGAUCUCCUGAUGGAAGAGGAGGAGGAGGAGCAGGAGGAGGAGGAGGUGAGUGUUGGGGUUUGGUUAGACUUGGCAGCGCAAACUACUAUUCUCCUGCAACGGGAGUGUUGCAGCCAGGUUUCGUCCCAGAUGGGAAUUUCUUGUCACCAUGGAGGAUAAUGAUCUCCCCUCAAGUUGAGGACAGUGGAACAGAGUCAGCAGAUGUUCGUGGUGAAGGUUUCCCCGAACAAGGACGAAUUGAUGGGCAGGGAUUCGGAAUAGUCUCACAGGUCCUGAAGAGCGGCUUUAAGUUGCAUGAUAACCAAGUAGAGCUUCGAGGAGCCAACAAAGUGAGAGAGGAAGCACCAAAAGUGAAAAAGGUAAAGGAAAAAGGACUUCCUGACGGCCCCUGGCCAAGGGUUGGUGAGUCCGGAGUGUUGGCCAUGGGCUCAGAGCAGGUUAGAAAGGGAGUGAGCAAUGCGAAAGUGCUGAAGCUGGGAAGGCAGGCUGCAGUAGCUUCAGCAGCAGCGGGGGCAAGGGAGGGUAUUGAAGAUGAUGAUGUGACUGGGUUCCCACCGCUGCCGCUUGCUAAAGGACAAACCGUCCGAUCGAAGGGUCUGCAAGAAGCAAUUGGAGGAAAGGCGGCAGGCGGCAGGAAGAGAACAAAAGGGGUUGAGAAUGUGGACAGCGCUGGAAAGGUGAAGGCAGAUAGAGAGAGAGUUUGGGAGGAAGUGGAAGCGAAACUGCAGGAGAAUAGCUCAGAAUGUGCAGAGCUUGUUGCCGGCAAGGUUAUGGGAACAGGGGACCAAGCAGGGUUGAGCGGUUUUUGGUGCACAGCCUUUAUCGGAUUUGAAUACGAAUGUCCGAGAGGUCACAGGUACUUUGCCAGGUUCCAAAGGUUGCAGGAGAAAGUGCAGCCUGAGUUAAUGGGAGGGCAGGGAGGCACUCCAGUCUCAACAUUCAGUCCCAAUUCGCCUCAUAUCCAGAGCCGGCAUCAGUAUCAGCACCAUGCUCAAAACCCUAAUCAACACCAGCACCAGCACCAUUUACAGCAUCAGGGAAGCCCAAGCAACCAAGGCGGAGGAGGUCCAAUGGAACCAGUCAGUGCUGGUGGCGCAGGGGCAGCCAAUCACCACUAUGCCCAACACCAUGUGGGUGUUAAAUUUGGUCGGCAGGAAGAAGACCAUGGUGCUGGACCUGCUAUGGCUGAGAGAAAGGGGGGGCAAAGCAGUUCGCGGGCAGGUGCUCUCCCCAGUGUCCCCAUGGCAAUGGGAGCCAGAGCUGCUAGACCGGCAACAGCAGGAAGAGGAUUAGCUGGAACAACUUCGGCCUCGGGAUGCCUGGGACAGCCCUCUGUUACAGCGGGACCAGCAAGGAAUCACCCAGGUCAUGGCAUAAGUGGUUGGCCCCAUGUCGAUCUGAUCGGCCUCAGGAACGAAAAUAUUCCUGAUUCCACUGACAAUGGAUAUAUAGAAGCCAACAGGGACCAAAGCGCAAGGAUAAGCCGUGGUGUGAAUAUUCAUAGAGAUGCAGAGUCUUUGCCAUCAGCUGACCUGCCGCUGUAUAGGGUGUGUUCGUACUGCAAGGCAGCAGGGAAUGAGACAAAAGGUGCAGCAAGAGAUGGGCUAGAGGGAGGGACUUUGCAGCUAGAGCAGGGGGAGGAGUGGGGAGAAGGGGUCUCUCAGCUACAGCGCAUCUUUGUGGUAACGCCGCCUCACCCGCUUCUUCUUGGAUCGAAUCCAUUGGUUGAAUUUCGGGAAAUUGAAAAGUGUGCCGGGAAAAGCCUCGAGAUGAUGGCCGCACCUCACGUGCAGAAUCAGCCCGUCUCCACUCCUUACGCACAGCAGCAGCAACAGCAGCAAGGAUUACCGAUGUUGGCUCAGCAAUUUCAGCCCUUGCGGUAUAGAACGCACGACUUUGGAAUUGGGUGUGAAGUUCUCCUUCCGCCUGAUAGUUUCCUCUGCCUGCGGCUGCCAUUUAUAUACUCUGUGGGUGCUGCAAACGACAUCCAGAGACCACUAAUGUACUGGCCUGAAAAACCUGAGGUAUCUGGGAGGGUAGUUGCAGGCACGGUGUUGUAUGUUGCAGGAGGAAGGCGGUCAGGAGAAAACGGAGUUGUUGAAGGGGCUGUAAAAGGCGGGGGGGGGAGUUGAGGAGCAGUGCCAAACGUCUGCAUGUCGCUGUUCCACGGGACGCGAACGACUCUUCACUGAUUAAGUGCCAAGAAGCUAAGGAUUGAACUUUCAUCCGUUGCCGCCAGGGAAACGUGAGAGCGGAGGUGUUUGAUGGGUUACCCCAUACAUUUGCCUGCAGGAAACUGUUGUUAUUCUCAGAAAUUGCGCAGUUGAACCUAUACAGUGUAUACAUCCAUCUGCAAAAGUGGCAUUCUUUUCAAGAACUGCAAAGGUGACGGGUGCCGAACGGAUAAGUUGUAGGCAAUAAUUAUUUGUUCGUGUGACGAGAGCUUGUGGAUGCUUUUGAAGCAAGCAUAUAGAGAAUCCUGAUCCUUCGUUCUUGUGGCGAGCUUGUGGAUGCUCGUGAAGCAAGUAUAUAGAGAAUCCUGGCCGGAAAACAAGGGCACGAGGUGUAGCAGACAGGGACCUUGCCCGUGCCCUGCAGCAGGUGUGGGACUUGCUGGUGACCAAACUGGAGGGGGAAGGGAACAUGCUGGUGCCCUGCGACAGGCAUGGAGCAUGCUGGUACCCUGCACAGAGGGCAUGGAACUUGGUGGUUCCUGCAGCAGCUUAUCUCGAGUUUCGGUUUACUGCUGUGGAUCUGAAGAUGCUGUGAAUGGGAAACUGGGAGCAAAUCCAUGACAGUAUGCUACAGAAAUUUCAGUAGGAGUCACGGCAGCGCGACAAACAGAGUUAAAAGAGAGGAUGGGGUGUCAACAGAGAGUUGAAACAGAGCAACAACAGCGCAUCUGUGCGAAAUUGAACCAGAGGGGCUAGUCACAUCUCAGCAAAAGUUGAAAGAGAGGAUGGCAGCAAUGAGUUUCAGCACAAAUCAGACAGCAUAGCUACAAAGUCUCUACAAUAGCACAAUUGCUAUUAGGUUGCCUGUAGCAAUAUGAUCAAGAAGAAAAGAAGGGAUGUCAUGUGCAUGGACAAGAUCCGUCAAGGUGGACUGGUGCGCCAAUCCUUGGCCAUUUAUGAAGGGGUGCUUCUCUGCAGAUGAUUAUCUCAGCAAGGGAUGUCCUUCGACAUGCAGAGUGAAUUGCUGCACAGCAAGGCUGAUCAUGAUCUGAUACAAUCCGCGCCGUAUCAAGAUUCUGUACACAAGGGAGAGAUGGAAGAAGGCUCUCUGAUUGUGCAAGCCGAGACCAUCUCCUCUUUGAGGAGGCAUUCAUGACAGUGAUCGCGGUGAUGAUCAGUAGUUCAAUCGCAUGGCCAGCCCAACGCCCAGUGAAAAGUAGUGGUCGGAGCCUGUGCGCUGCCACUGUUUGUUUUUCGGAGACCGCACUGUGGAUGGCUGGGCCAAAGAAGAAAGUCCCCCACAGAUGUGCAGGUAAUCUCUGGGAGGAGCAAGAGAGAUGACACCGAUGACCUUUAUACGGUGAAAAGUAAAGGUGAAAUUGCCCUCACUAAAACUAAACAAGCGCGUUCUUGCACAUCCAGUUAAAUUGGAACGAUACAGGGAAGAUUAGCACGUUCCUUGCGCAAGGAUGAAACCAAACAAGAGAGUCCUUCGGGACAUCGGUUAACAUUGAAACGAUACAGAGGAGAUUAGCAUGCUCCCUGCGCAAGGAUGACAUGCAUAAAUCGGGAAAUGGUCCAAACAAAUUAUUAAAAAUAAAAAAUAAAAACUUUAAAAAUAAUAAAAAAGGAAAAACUAAACAAAAGUGGCAGAAUAGU